Messenger RNA from Phlebotomus papatasi, 1250 nucleotides. RefSeq names its product UPF0415 protein C7orf25 homolog. The transcript has 2 exons. NCBI's taxonomy places the organism in Eukaryota, Metazoa, Arthropoda, Insecta, Diptera, Psychodidae. The record is from RefSeq and is a predicted model, not a curated record. Bases 34 to 1164 code for a protein of 376 amino acids.
UUGGUUUGUGGCUUUCGGGGAACAGGAGUGAAAAUGAGCCAGGAAAGGUCUCCUGAGGAACUGGCGCACCUGGUGAAUGAGAAAGUGACUGUGGGGAUUGCCCUUCUUCAGAAAUUAGUCACAUUGAGACAUGUCGAUGGAGUGCAGAGGCUGGAGAAGAAAAUAAACCAAGAGAUAAAUUUCCUGAGAACGAACUUAAAGAACUCCACAAUCAUAGAGAAUCAUAUCCUCUGCUCUAAUAUGAUCCAUUUCGAGGUAGUAGUGGCUGUUUUGGCAACUUGUAGAGCUCCCAAACACAUUGAUCUCCCGCUCUCUUGUCCAAGCAGAAGAUCUCCACUCCGUGUGGACAUUGUUUGUGACGAUGGGGUGUCUUGGAUCAAGAUUAUCGCAAGGAAGAGUCAGUCAAUCAAGGAUGCUGUCUGUGGGAGAGGAAAAUUCGGAUCAAAGACCAUUCUCGAUCAUGCUGAGGAAUUCCUGGAAGUUGCUUCUCAGAAUCCAAUUAAUUUCCACACUCCGAAGGUUUAUUUUGUCUGUCUGAACGCUUUGGAUGACAAUCUAGUGGCUGAACUCGAAGAGAUUGGGAUUAUUGUGAAGAAUUUCUCUCCAGGAAGUGAAUUUCAGACUGAAGCUUCUAAAGAUACUCAUAGCGUCCUCAAUCUUGAUAUUACUACUCUUCUGUCUUAUGUGAGCUCCCUCACCAAUGGAAGCUGUGACUGGGAAUUUCCCGAACCCAUUUUGACUGAACAGGCUCGUUCUGAGCAAAAGAAUCCAGUGAAAAUUGUGCUGGAGGAUGUCUUUCAAGGAAAACGCCUGAUUUGCUGCAAAACCGCUGAGAAGUCCUUCCGGGAGAUUGUAUCUCUUCUGGGAGGCCCUGAAGAGAAGAAACGCACUGAGGAGUUAAUGCAGAGAGUUGAAGUGAUGCCGGAUAUAACAGAAAUCCCAGAAAGACUGAGAAUUGUGCAAAUCAGAGGGAAAAUCAAACCAAGAAGCUUCCAGAUUUUUGCUUUUGGUAUCUUCCAUGGAGCUCUCACUGUUACAUCCAAUGAGGGCUUUCUUCGGGCUGUGAAGACUCAGGAGGGUAUUGAUGUUCCGGCUUUUGUCCACGAAGCGAGAGCUCUGACGGAAAUGAAAGAGAAAACUGCGAGAAGAAUUUCAAGAUCCUAAAAAAAAUCCGUUUGAAGAAUUUUAUUUUUUGAAUUUUGGAGGGAAAUCUCAUUGGAAUACCUGGAAUAAAUACAAAGUGAAGUUGC